This is a messenger RNA of Cervus elaphus (red deer), 3369 nucleotides long. It is a transcript of the gene RBFOX3, whose product is annotated as RNA binding fox-1 homolog 3. Gene Ontology annotation, molecular function: mRNA binding. Bases 1016 to 2137 code for a protein of 373 amino acids. The transcript has 15 exons. Gene Ontology annotation, biological process: nervous system development; regulation of alternative mRNA splicing, via spliceosome. NCBI's taxonomy places the organism in Eukaryota, Metazoa, Chordata, Mammalia, Artiodactyla, Cervidae. Gene Ontology annotation, cellular component: cytoplasm; nucleus. The record is from RefSeq and is a predicted model, not a curated record.
CCCAGGGGCUGGCGCAGCCCGGCUGAGGGAAGCUGGCGCGAAGGCGGUCAGGCACACCCGGUCCAAACUUUCUGUCCCGGUGGUCUCAGAGGUGGCGAGACUCGCCGGGGAGGCGUCCGGGGCUCGCCCCCUCGGGAGGGCUGUCUCUGGCGGCACCUCGGAGGUGACGCAGCCUCCCCCAGCGCGGAGCCUCUCCGGUUUUGCAUCCCCGCAGUGCCCGGGCUGCCGGGGGCCCUCACCGGCUACGCGCGGGGACGAGGACGCGGCGCGGGGCGUGAAGGGACAUUGGGACCCCAAGCCGUCCCAGAGCGGCCCCAGGAUCCGAGGUCUCACGUAGGGUAGGAGGGAUUUACCGGGAGUCCAGGAUUUCAGCUCCUCCAGCGGCCGCGGGGUCCGCCGAGGGUGAGGAAAAACUCCUUUCUGACGGAGCUCUCCAGCUUUGGGGAGGGACUGGAUUUAUUCUUUAAUGGUCACUUUAAAAAGGACGCCCGCGGUGCCGCUCACGCUGAUGCACGAGACAUCCCGCGGUGGAGGAAAAGGACGGGGACGGAGGGACUCAGCCCUACACCUCAGCUGGGGGUGAAGUCGCUUCUCCCGCGCGCCCGGCCACUAAUUUCCAGCUGAAACCCGUUCGGCUCGGGGGACGCCCUGGGCGCGCGCCCGGGAGCCCGGGGCAUUUAGUAAGAGCAGGUUGGAAAGCUGCCUCUGAGACCCUGAAUCUUUUCCUGCUGAUACUCGCUCCUCCCCAGUAACCCUCCAUCCCCAGGGGAGCCCCAGAAAGAACGCCAGGGGGCCUCCCUGCUGCCACAGAACCACCCCGCCCGCCACUCCCAGCGCUAAGUCAGAGCUGCCUGAGGAAGACUCUACACGCGUUUCCCUCGAGCUGGUCUGCAGGCCCCUCCGGCUGGGACCCUGUCCUGAGAGCUGCCCGUCUGCAAACAGAGAGCCCACAGUGCCUCGGGAAAAAUUGGCUGAAUAAAAGGGCAAUCAGGACGCCACGGCUCCGCCUGAAGCGAUGGCCCAGCCCUACCCCCCAGCCCAGUACCCCCCUCCGCCACAGAAUGGCAUCCCCGCCGAGUACGCCCCACCCCCACCGCACCCCACGCCGGACUACUCGGGCCAGACCCCGGUCCCCCCGGAGCAUGGCAUGACCCUGUACACACCAGCACAGACCCACCCGGAGCAGCCAAGCAGUGACACCAGCACACAGCCCAUCACAGGGGCCCAGACAGUGCCGCAGACAGACGAGGCGGCACAGACGGACAGCCAGCCACUCCACCCCUCCGACCCCACAGAGAAGCAGCAGCCCAAGCGGCUACACGUCUCCAACAUCCCCUUCCGGUUCAGGGACCCCGACCUGCGGCAAAUGUUCGGGCAAUUCGGAAAAAUUUUAGACGUGGAGAUCAUUUUUAACGAGCGGGGCUCCAAGGGUUUUGGGUUUGUAACUUUUGAAACUAGCUCAGAUGCUGACCGAGCCCGGGAGAAGCUGAAUGGGACGAUCGUAGAGGGCCGGAAAAUUGAGGUCAAUAACGCCACGGCCCGGGUCAUGACCAACAAGAAGACUGCCAAUCCCUACACCAAUGGCUGGAAGCUAAAUCCGGUGGUAGGGGCAGUCUAUGGACCUGAAUUCUAUGCAGUGACGGGGUUCCCCUACCCCACGACCGGCACAGCCGUUGCCUACAGGGGCGCGCACCUGCGGGGUCGGGGCCGGGCUGUGUACAAUACGUUCCGGGCUGCACCGCCCCCGCCCCCCAUCCCGACUUACGGAGCGGCACUGGAUCAAACGCUUGUUAAAAUGCCAGUCCCAUGGGCAGGGCUGGCACCCUGCCCCCUCCCUCCUCAGCAGACUCCGGAGCCGGCCUACCCCACCUCUCCAGCGUUCCCACCACUCUCUUGUCCGUUUGCUUCCAGGGUCGUGUAUCAGGAUGGCUUUUAUGGUGCUGAGAUUUAUGGAGGCUAUGCCGCCUACAGAUACGCUCAGCCAGCAGCAGCUGCAGCCGCCUACAGUGACAGUUACGGCAGAGUCUACGCGGCUGCUGACCCCUACCAUCACACCAUCGGCCCCGCGGCGACCUACAGCAUUGGAACCAUGGCUAGCCUCUGCCGAGGAGGGUACAGCCGCUUCACCCCCUACUAGCAAGAGGCCCAGCCCCUAACAGCAUUCACUCUGACUGCCUAGUACACACCAAACCCAGCAGUCCAAAGGCAGGCACAGCCACUCCGAGGACAGUGCGCCCCUCCCGGUCAGCGACACGCGCCGCUGACCUCCGCGACUCCUUAAGUCCAUAGGUUUUACCUCCGGCCAGCUGGUCUCCCCCCACGAUGGAGUGUGUGUCUUUGACCAUGGUCACCCCUGUAUGUCUGAAACCUUGGUUCCUAUUUUGACUCUGUUGAUGUUGUGCCCCACCGCACCCCCAGCCCUGAGCCAUUUCAGUUAUAGGAUGCACAAAGGGGGAGGGGCUAGGCUACCAGAAGACCUCUUCUCAAGACUAGCAAUAGAGCCCGAGAGAGCCAUGCCCACUCUCCUGUCGCCUGUCCCCACCUUGCCCCAAGGAAGACACCAGUCCAGCCUCCCCAGGAAGCCACCCCAGCCAGUCUGGCCACAGCCCUGCCCCUGCCCCUGGGGUUCAGGCGGCGAGGGGCUCUUGUCUGUCUGCCCCACUUGGUGGGUUCCCAGCCUCGACAGUGGUCACUCCUGACCUUCACCCAGCUAAUCUCAGGAGUAGCUGUCUCUGCCCUCCUUGUCUCCAUUUAGCUAAACUCACGUUUCUGAUUAAAUCUGACUGAUGUUUCCUGCUGAAGUUGUCACAAGUCACGGGGGAACCGCACCAGCCUCAGGGGUUCCUUAGCCUCUGUUAUAAGAAACGAAAGAGUCUAAAAAUUGUCAGCCCUGCAGUGCCUGGAGGCCCUCCCUUAGCUUGUCUGCCCCUCUGCCCACACUCGUGAGUCUCUCCAAUCUGGCCACGCUCUGGAGACGGGGUCCCUGCCAGCUUGGCACCCGGGUCUGUAUUUGAGUGCAGCACUGCCUUCCCUUCCCCAAGCUUGAAAUGUUCUUUUCCGGGUACAUUUCUGGAAGGGGAGUCUGAGCGAGAGAGCAGGGCAAGGCGUUACUCACCGCCCAGCCCCUCUGGCGGGACAGUACUUAGCACCCACCUCCUGUCCGGAGAAGCUCGGGGCUCAACUCUGCUGCAGGGCUCUGGGGCCUGCAGGUAAAGCUGAGAUGGCUGGGGGAGCUUCUGGAAGCUUCAUGUGCAGCCCUGGCACCUCUGUUACAGGAGAAAGUGGCCAGGUCAAGGAGGCCCUGGGCUCCUAUGUGCCAGAGCUGGCUUCUGGGGGUAUGGACAGCCAGCUAGAGGGUGCAGGUCCCCG